This is a messenger RNA of Python bivittatus (Burmese python), 3811 nucleotides long. It is a transcript of the gene LRRC26, whose product is annotated as leucine rich repeat containing 26. Gene Ontology annotation, cellular component: plasma membrane. The record is from RefSeq and is a predicted model, not a curated record. NCBI's taxonomy places the organism in Eukaryota, Metazoa, Chordata, Lepidosauria, Squamata, Pythonidae. Gene Ontology annotation, molecular function: protein binding.
UGGACUGAUUGGGCACGGUCUCUUGGAGUUCCUUGGGCUAGGCCUGAUGCUGCCCCUGCUGGGUGAGAAACGUCCCAAGGAUGGCUGCUUGCUGCCUUUCCUCGUAGGAGGAAGCUGCCUUGCUGGGUCAGACCCGGCAUUCACGUGCUCCACCAGCUUUUAACAGUGGCUUCCUUGUUAGUCGUCACCGAAAGCUCCCUCCAAGCUAGGGACUCCAGUUGUCUCGUACUGGCUGCUCCAGACAGAUUUCCCCUCAGCCCAGCCCCAAACGGCCGCUGCUGGUCACUUCCCAGUAUGGUGGUCCCAUGAGCUUGUUCUGCUUCGUGUGAAGUGUUUUUCUUGAGCUCAGCAGGGCCUCUUCCACCCUGGCGCGCCUUGCAGAUUUCGUGUCUCAGAGAUGCUCCUUGGCAGGGGGCAGAGAAGGAGAAACGCACUCAAAAGAAACUUUCCUGGCACUCGUCAAGACCGUCUGUGUACAGAAUGUAGCCAGACUAGGAGGGACCAACAUCAGGUGAUUUCUUGGGCCAGGACAGCCGGGCAGGGAGGCUGCCAGGGCCCAUGAGGAAGUGGCGGCUGUGCCGCUUGGCAAGGCUGCUCUGUCAAAAUAUUUGCUAAGGAAGUGCAGGAGCUUGACUCAGGAUUAACUACACACCCAAGAAGUUGUGGUAAACGUUGCUCAGAACAGAGGAAGGCGUGUAAAACCUUUGGGAGCAAAUGUUGCUGAGAAAGGAAUGCCAGCUGCAGACCCUCGCUGGUUCCUGAGACUCCCUCUGCUCGAAGGGUCUUAGGGUGGAGCUGAUGUAGAAUCUGAUCGCGGAGCCACUCCAAGGGUAGGGCUGGAGAGAUCAAUCUUUCCGAGGGCGUUGAGCCGUCUUCAUGGCUUCAAGCAGCUGGGACCGGGCCUUCUUCUUGCCAGCCGCAGAUUGCAGCUUCUCUGGUCGCCGAAGGCAAAGAGCCCUCACAGUCCUUGCUGUCCUCCUUUUCUUGCCGCUCUCUUCCGCUUCCAGCUGUCCAGAUAUUUGCAGCUGUUCCUUGGGGGAAGUAAAUUGUAUGGACCAUAGGCUGCGUUUUGUACCUGUCCAGCUGCCGACAAACACCACCACCCUUCUGCUGGACUAUAACCGCAUUGCUGCCCUCCGGAACCGCACCUUCGUGACCCAGAAAGUCUUGCGUCAGUUGAGUCUUCGCAGCAACGUCCUGGCCAGGAUUCACCGCCUGGCCCUGGUAGGCCUCAGUGAGCUGCAGGAACUGGACCUGAGUGAAAACUAUCUUAGCCUCUUGCAUCCAGAGACCUUUCUCCCUGUGCCAAGCCUGAGGACACUAAAACUGGGGAACAACAAGCUACUGAGGCUGGAGCCAGAGAUCCCAGGGGCCCUUCCCCAUCUCAAGGCACUCUUUGUCCACAGCAAUGCUUUGCCCUCCCUCUCACCUGGCUUCUUCGAAAACCUGCCCUCCGUGUCUUACCUGACGCUUGAGGACAAUCCCUGGACGUGCUCCUGUGGCAUCCGGCCCCUCUUCCAGUGGCUCAUUAAGAACACGGACAAAGUACCAGAGGUGAAUUCAGUGACUUGCAAACGCCCCGCAUACCUCGCCCAGUAUCCUGUCUCCGCCCUUGGAAACAAAUCUUUCGCACGCUGUCAGGAGCACUGGACGCAUCUCCGAGAUUACACCUUCUUCCUCCUCAUCGGCCCGUCCACUUUCCUGGCCAGCAUUUGUGUCUGCAUCCUUGUUGGCUCGCUGGCAGUGGCCCGCCUGAAACUCAUGACAGGCUCAUACGUUUGGCUGUGGGCUCUGGUGAGGCGUGCGGGGAACCCCCUGCAGUGAGCGUAUUUUGCUUCCAAACAGUCAUUCUUUUGCACUCUUUGCCCUCUCUUUGCUUGCAGAACUGCAGCAUAAUAGCUGUAUAAUUUCUUUCCGUUUCACGUGUUUUGUGUAUAAAAACCUUAAUCCUAUCUCAGCCGGUGAGUGGACCUUGAUGGGAUGGAUUUGAACUUGUACAUACGGGCCCCUAUCCAAACAGCAACAUUAGGAAUUCUGAUAUAAGAGCAGUACUUAUUUGCAAAACAGGUGGUCCGACAGAGGAAAUGCCUGUGGCCGUUCUCCCACCGUGGUGGGGCACGAGGAUCGUGCUGAUGCUGAAGCACCCUUUCCACAGAAUCUGUGUGCAUUUUCUGAAAAGAAUGGUGCACUCUUCCAUUUUCUUCCUCAGCCUGGAGUAAAGUGUUAUGCAGCAAUCGCCCCUCUGAAGAUUUGUCCUUCUGUUCAUCAUCUUGGUGCCUAACAGAUUCUCCUCAGAAAGGGAGAUGAGAUAAAACGGAGGCUGCCAACUCAAGGGUGACCAUGGCAUCUCAGUGUCCCUGGAAGUUCCCCUGGUGUGCUCUGUGCCCCGUACUCUUUAUACAGCACUUGUAAACUUCCCUUGCUGGCUCUGCGCAGCCAGAGGUCACUGUUGUUCCUGGUUUAGUGAGUGACAGCCAGGAUGCGGGUGAGAUGCAAGGUGUGCUGUGGGCAGAAGUCUGCGUUUGAGCGUGCGGGUCUGCCUGGGGAAGUUUACAGCUUCCGUUCUGAGAAAUUCUGCCCAGUGGGGAGAGCAGUGCUGGACCCUUUGUCCUCAAGAAGGUAAGGUCUGAAUGCCAAGGUAUUCUGCCCCCCAUCACAUGUAGCUCUUGUGAAACACACCAUUAUCAGACCCAGGGACUUCCCUUCGCUCUUCUUGGAAAGGCACACGCAAGAGAUGACCCAGUGCUUCCCAACUGGGUCCUGGCUUGCCUGGGGCAGGGUGGAGGCGGGGGCUCCCGGAGCAGCUUCCGAGUCUCAACAAGAGCGGAGGGGCUGAACAUGCGGUGUGAAGCCUAGCUUGUCAAGGGAACCAGGGGGCUAGGUUGGCGCAACAAGAACUGACCCUGCACUGGAGGGACUGGGGCAGCUGGGCAUUGGGUUGGCAGCAUCGGAAUGGCUCAGGAAGAUGCUCAUCUUCUAGACUGGCACUCAGAGAAAAGCCAGCUCUAUCUCUGCUCCCUGCCCCCCCCCCCGAGACUGCAGAAUAAGCACUAUGGUUGGACUAGGUGGAUGUGACUAUGCGGUAGAUAUUUGUGUUUUCUGAAACCAAAAAAAGGCACACUUUUCCAUUUUCUUGCCAGAAAUAACAAACCCAUAGCUGGGCUAUGUCUUGGGUUUAGCCGGUCCAGCCAGGACACAGGUGCUAGUGCCUGCCUGACAGCUGGACGCAUGUGAUCUGGGAGACCCAAUCCCAUCUCCUGCUAUGUCCUGCCAUUACUUCUUCAGGUGGGCAGAAUUAACAGAGGCCCACUUCCUGUCUUCCCCCAGAAGCCAGCCUGGUCUUUCUCUCUGUCUCUUUUUCUUUUCUUCCUUCGUGGGCAAGCGCAGCCUUCUGUGUUUCCUUGGCUUCCAGAGCCUACUCCAGGCAACCCUCCUGCUCCUGCUGGGCCUUUGGUGUCUGCCGGCGGCUUCCAGCUCCACCUCAGGUGGCUACUGCAGCUUGUCAGGUAUUUUCAGUAUUUUCCAAGGCUCCUGGGAAGUCAACAGUCGCUCUGCACACCUUUGGGCCCUCUUUUUACAGCUGCACGUUCUAAAAGUUCCCCAAACUGUGCUGGGUCUGGGGAACCGGAUGCAAAUCCACAGACCAACAUUUCCAUUGUUCUCAGUGCCUGUGAGGAGCAAAGACUUUUGUGGAGGCAACGAGAGGUAGCCUAUAUUUUUCCUCCUCGCUCUGAAUUUAAAUAAAGGAGAAGCAUCCUUGCAGACACACAAGCACACACGUGCAAGAAGAUGUCAUUUUAAAUUAAUUGAU